This is a messenger RNA of Homarus americanus (American lobster), 1521 nucleotides long. RefSeq names its product loricrin-like. NCBI's taxonomy places the organism in Eukaryota, Metazoa, Arthropoda, Malacostraca, Decapoda, Nephropidae. The transcript has 4 exons. Bases 1 to 1521 code for a protein of 506 amino acids. The record is from RefSeq and is a predicted model, not a curated record.
AUGGGUAAGGUGUACCAGGCAUCCACUGGUGGACAGUACCAGGCACCCACUGGUGGUAGUGGUGGUGGACAGAACCAUGCAUCCACUGGUGGACAGUACCAGGCAUCCACUGGUGGACAGUACCAGGCAUCCACUGGUGGUAGUGGUGGUAGACAGUACCAGGCACCAAAUGGUGAUAGUGGUGGUGGACAGUACCAGGCACCAAAUGGUGAUAGUGGUAGUGGACAGUACCAGGCAUCCAUUGGUGAUAGUGGUGGUGGACAGUACCAGGCAUCCACUGGUGGACAGUACCAGGCAUCCACUGAUGGACAGUACCAGGCAUCCACUGGUGUACCAUGCACCCACUGCGGUAGUGGUGGUGGACAGCACCAUGCACCCACUGGUAGUAGUGGUGAUGGACAGUACCAUGCACCCACUGGUGGCAGUAGUGAUGGACAGUACCAUGCACCAACUGGUGGUAGUGGUGGUGGACAGUACCAUGCACCCACUGGUGGUAGUGGUGGUGGACAGUACCAGACACCCACUGGUGGCAGUGGUGGUGGACAGUACCAGGCACCCACUGGUGCUGGUGGUGGAGGACAGUACCAAGCAUCCACUGGUGGUAGUGGUGAUGGACAGUACCAUGCAGCCACUGGUGCUAGUGGUGGUGGACAGUACCAGGCACCCACUGGUGGCAGUGGUGAUGGACAGUACCAAGCAUCCACUGGUGGUAGUGGUAGUGGACAGUACCAUGCACCCACUGGUGGCAGUGCUGAUGGACAGUACCAGACACCCACUGGUGGUAGUGCUGAUGGACAGUACCAUGCACCCACUGGUGGUAGUGGUGGUGGACAGUACCAUGCACCCACUGUGCCAGACGCACCCGCGGCGGUGGACGGUACCAGGCAUCCUGGUGGUGAACAGUACCAGUCAAUCGCUGUUGGUAGUGGCGAUUGGAAGUGCCAAAGACCCACUGGUGGUAGUGAUGGUGGAAAGUACCAGGUAUCUACUGGUGAUAGUGGUGGACAGUAUCAGGCACCCACUGAUGGACAGUACCAGGCACCAACUGGUGGUAGUGGUGGCGGACAGUACCAGGUACCCACUGGUGGUAAUGGUGGUGGACGGUACCAAGCACCCACUGCAGGUAGUGGUGGACAGUACCAGGCACCAACUAGUGGUAAUGGUGGUAGACAGUACCAGGCACCCAACGGUGGUAGUGGUAAAAGACCGUACCAGCCACACACUGGUAGUAGUGGUGGUAGACAGUACCGGUCACCCACUGGUGGUAGUGAAAGUGGACAGCACCAAGUCCUCACUGGUUCUAAUUGUAGUGAACAGUACCAAACAUCCUCUGGUGGUAGUGAUGGUGGACAGUACCAGCCACCCACUGCUGGUGGUGAUAAUGGACAGUACCAAGCUCCCACUGCUGUUAGUAGUGGUGGACAGUACCAGUCACCCAGUAGUGGUAGUGGUGGCUGCCAGUGCCAAGACAAGGGAGACAGUGGUGGAGAGAACCAUGCCGCUAGUAAUGGGAGUCAGUAA